Messenger RNA from Cydia amplana, 1047 nucleotides. It is a transcript of the gene hzg, whose product is annotated as carboxy-terminal domain RNA polymerase II polypeptide A small phosphatase 1. Lineage: Eukaryota; Metazoa; Arthropoda; Insecta; Lepidoptera; Tortricidae. The coding region runs from base 147 to 1019 and encodes 290 amino acids. The transcript has 5 exons. Gene Ontology annotation, molecular function: RNA polymerase II CTD heptapeptide repeat phosphatase activity. The record is from RefSeq and is a predicted model, not a curated record.
UCUUAUGUUGGUUGCACUUGAAGUUGGUAUUUGCCAAGAGCCUGCCAUUUUGUAAGAUAGAAGGGAGAUAAAAAAUAGUUUUAUGGUGUUAAAAUUUUACAAAAACUUCGUUGCCAUUUACAUUAAGGCCCAAAACAAAUGUUUAAAUGGACGCAUCGUCCAUUAUAACUCAGGUGUCUCGGGAUGACGAGCAAUUAAACAAUUAUGGAUCCGACAGAGGGUCAUCCCCUGGCGGGCAGCACAGUGAAGGUGAUGGCACGCCAGUGUCGUCGACACCCCUGGGCAGUAAGAAGUCCGGGGGUGGCGGAUUCCUGCGGUCGUUACUGUGCUGUUGGCGCGGUGGCCGCGGGAAGGGCCCCCCUGGCAAUGGCACGAACAGUGUGGAUGGCAGGGCUUCCCCGCCCCUGCUCAUCAUGGCAGACCAUGCCCCCCGACCACUGUUACCGCCAAUUAGACACCAGGAUAUGCAUAAAAAGUGUAUGGUGAUAGACCUGGAUGAGACGUUAGUGCACAGCUCUUUCAAGCCAAUAAACAACGCGGACUUCGUCGUACCGGUCGAAAUUGACGGGUCCGUGCACCAAGUGUACGUCCUCAAGCGACCGCACGUCGACGAGUUCCUGCGGCGGUGCGGCGAGCUGUACGAGUGCGUGCUGUUCACCGCCUCGCUCGCCAAGUACGCGGACCCCGUGGCCGAUCUACUCGACAGAUGGGGCGUGUUCCGAGCGCGCUUGUUCCGGGAUAGCUGCGUGUUCCACCGCGGCAACUAUGUGAAGGACCUGAACAGCCUGGGCCGAGAUCUGCGGCGCGUCGUUAUAGUCGACAACUCGCCCGCCUCCUACAUAUUUCACCCGGACAACGCGGUACCCGUCGCGUCGUGGUUCGACGACAUGACGGACUCGGAACUGUUGGACUUGAUACCGUUUUUCGAGAAACUGAGCAAGGUGGACAGUGUAUACACAGUGUUGCGUAAUUCCAACCACCCGUACAAUCCCACGCAGAACAACUCGCCGAGUACAUAGCCGGGCCCGUCGGCGCGCCGCGCCCGCA